CUGGGUAUUAACCCAGACUACCGAGUUUCCAGAUUCGGUUGGCUUGGGCCUGCCGAAGACUUGGAGUCUACACCCACAAUGGACAAUUUGGCUCCGACAAGAGUUGUUGGGCGCGGUUGUAUCCACCGUUUGGACUACAUGCGUCCGCAUUCCGGACCAGAUUGA
Molecule: messenger RNA, 165 nt
Organism: Echinostoma caproni
Lineage: Eukaryota; Metazoa; Platyhelminthes; Trematoda; Plagiorchiida; Echinostomatidae
Source: the annotation of a GenBank genome assembly